GGUGUUUCGGGCUCAUUUGCGGCGCAGGACCGUCAGACUACUCGUUGGUCGAAGUUGUCUCACUUUCCAGUUUGUGUUUGGGGAGCGUCGUCGUUGAUUUUAUUCCAAAUUAACGGAAGAUACCGCACGGGACAAAAAGAAAUCCUCAAUUAUGCUCUAACUGGGAUUUUCUUUUUCAAACUUGGGAGUUUGUCCCUCCAGGUUGAUUUUGUGGAUGUACAGUCAUAUUGAAACGCCGCAGCAACACAUUAGUGUUUUAAUUUUUUUGUAAUUAGGUGGGUGGACCAGUCCCUUUGUCGGUGCAGUAAUGGAGAGCCACUUGCUGCUGACAUGGAUGCUCAUGUGUUUGCUCCCGAAUACUUUGAAUGCACAGGCUGGUGCACCUGAGGGAGUUCUUAACUGCUGCGAGGGGGACGUCCUUUUCCUGUUGGAUUCCUCCGGCAGCGUGUCGUCCUAUGAGCACUCCCGCAUGCUCGACUUCCUGUCUGGGCUCCUCCUGCCAUUUUCCCUGGGGGAGGAUCAGGUGAGGAUUGGCCUUCUCCAGGUGGGCACCCAACCUCGCCUUGAGUUUGGCUUUGAUACCUUCCGCACUCAAAGUGGCCUGCAAGGGGCUUUGAGGGGCACCAAACCCCUCAGGGGGGACACCAACACCGUAGAGGCGCUGAAAAUUGCAAAGGAUCAAGUGCUGAGACCAGGACCUGUGGACGGGGCUCGUCCGGGGCUCCCGAGAGUGCUGGUGUGGCUGACGGAUGGAGUGAAACCGGGCGAUGUGAUUGGCCCAAUGACUGAGCUGAGGGAGGAGGGUGUGGCCGUGCUGGUGGUCUCCACCGGCCAUGGUAACUACCAGGUGUUGAGGCAAGUUGCGUCGCCACCUGUUGAGAACCACCUGUACUUCGUGGACAUUGAUGACAUGAGCAUCAUCUUAGAGGAUCUGCGAGAUGCCAUCAUCGAGAUAAUCCGCGCCGAACGUAUCAAUGUCCGGGAUGUGUCCUCUAACGCUGCCACGCUCCAGUGGCGACCUGUUCUGUCCGGUUUGGCGGGCUACUAUGAGAUCCGCUUUGGUCCACUUCCAUCAGGCGGGACAGGAACUGGAGGAAGCGGUCCUGGGACCAGUCCGAGCACUGGUGGGAGUCAUUACCAGAGACUGGUUCAAUCAUCAGAUUCCGACUCUGUCAGGCUAACAGGCCUAAAGCCUGACACCACCUAUACUGCGACUUUGACUCCAGAGUCCAAUGAACAAGCUUUUAACACUCUGUCGGUCACCUUCACGACACAAUCAGAAAUUCAAAGUCUGGCGAUGGUCACGGUGUCCGAGUCAGGGCCGACCAGUGUUCGAGUGAGCUGGGGUUCUCUCCAGCCGGAGGCUGUCACAAGUUACUUCAUAGAAUACUCUGCCCUGCCCACUGGAAAGCUACAUACUGUCACAGUGGACAAGCGGCAAAACUCUACACUCCUCAAGAACCUCCAACCGGAUAGCACCUACCUGGUCACUGUAAGCGCCCGGCAUUCAUCGGGGAAGGAGAAGGCAAUGUCGGUCAAAGCCUGCACGCAGGAAGAGACUCCAGCCCUGACUGACCUGCAGCUGACUACAGUGGACAGCCACUCGUUGCAGGUUGACUGGAAAGGAAGCUUUGAUGGUUUGAGGGGCUACUGGCUCACCUGGGAAGGACAACAAAGAGUGGCCCAGCGCUCUUCUUUCUACCUGCCGCCCAACUCUCUGUCGACGCGACUCACCAACCUUCCCCCUUCCGCAAGGGUUUGCGUGUCACCCAUUUAUAAGACAGCACGUGGGGAGGGACUGUGUUGCAUGGCAAAAUUUGCCUCAGAUGCGUCAACGUACGGCUACCGAUCAUAACACUGCCAUAGCAGCGAGUGCACCUAACCAAACAUGGAGGCUCACGGCAAAAAGAACAAUGUUGACUUUUCAUUCAGAAUUCUUUCCCAUGGCUCUCCUUGCUCCGUGAAUAUCAUCCAGGAAUGAUGUGUAGCUUGGCGUACUGAGCACUCGUCUGGAAAACAUAGACACUAAGGAGUGGUCCGCUACAAUGUGGAGCAUGCUGUCUGAAAAAAGUUGGAACACAAAAGAACUACUUGUGUUCAUAUUUCUAUUAGCUUGCCUGGUUGAAAUGUUUAUACUCUGUGUUAAUGCUUCCCCAGUCAGGUAUAAUUUUAGAAACAUAUCUCAAUUUAAAGAUUAUUUAAUAGAAUCCAACAAUCGUUUUUAAUGCAACAUUUUGUGUAUAGCUGUUCCAUUAGAGGCCCAUUGGAGUCUGUUAAAAACAAAAGCAUUCAAACUAAGAAAUGUAUCUCAGGUCUUUGUUGAAAGGCUAUGCUGAGUGUCCAUUGGGUGAUUGACGUGGCUUGUUUUGGAGAAUAUUUUGCACCAACGGGGCAGUAUUGCCCUAAGCAUUUGUUUUGAUUUAUUUUUUUUAUUAUACACCAUACCUGUAAGAGAAAAGUUAACAUUUUGGUCUAUUCUUAUAAGAAGUACUUAUGAACAUUGCAUUUGGCAACUCCUAAAUGACAAUGCACUGUUCUGUACCAACCCUUCAGUGUGACCUUUGACCAAGUAAAAUACAAAUGUCUUGAUUCCAUCAGUAAUAUUUAUUCACACCAGGUAACUGGGAUUAUAAUUAAAGUUAUUAAUAGUUAAUACACGAGUAUGACGUGCGUGGUCUUUUUCCAUAUCGAGGCUGUCACUGAUUUAGUCUUUGCUGCCCUCUACUGUCAACAAGCACAGCAGCUUACUUUUAUUAAAAGAGAUCGACGUCCGCUAAGAGUUAAAAAAACAAACCGAUAUUUUAUUUUUCUGUUGACCUGCUCUCUACUUUGUAACAUCAGCUCACAAUAAAGCCAUUUAAUGUUUUU
Hippocampus comes (tiger tail seahorse) is the source of this 2868-nucleotide messenger RNA. It is a transcript of the gene vwa1, whose product is annotated as von Willebrand factor A domain containing 1. Gene Ontology annotation, molecular function: protein binding. Lineage: Eukaryota; Metazoa; Chordata; Actinopteri; Syngnathiformes; Syngnathidae. The transcript is spliced from 6 exons. The record is from RefSeq and is a predicted model, not a curated record. The coding region runs from base 308 to 1855 and encodes 515 amino acids.